This is a messenger RNA of Podarcis lilfordi (Lilford's wall lizard), 26008 nucleotides long. Lineage: Eukaryota; Metazoa; Chordata; Lepidosauria; Squamata; Lacertidae. The record is from the annotation of a GenBank genome assembly.
AUGAACGUCCAGCUGAGCUUGGAGAACGGCGGGGACAUGUCCAUCCAGGAGCAGGAGCUGAUGCACAGCGACAGCCGGGCCCUGCACUCGGCCCUGCAGAGGCCGUCGCUGGUGGCCUCCGUCCUGGAGGGCAGUGAGUACCACCGGGCGGAGCACGCCCUGGCCACCACCUUGCACCCGGGGCUGGGCUUCGGCGGGGAGUCGCCCUCCGCUGGGGCGGGGAACAGCUACACCACCCUGACGCCCUUGCAGCCGCUGCACGAGAAGUUCCACCAUCACCACCACCAGUGCCUCCCCAUGGGGAACGUCAUUGGCAGCUUCACCCUCAUGCGAGAGGACCGGGGCCUGGGUGCCGGGGGGAACUUCUACAGCCCCUACCCCAAGGACAUCGGCAUGGGGCAGAGCCUGUCCUCCCUGCCAAGCCCGCAGCUGGGCCCCAUGCACAACUAUGCAGGCCACUCCUCCGCCCCGCUGGGCAACGAGAAGAUGGUGUUGGGCAACGGCUUUGAGGCCCACUCGGCCGCCAUGUUUGGCAGGAUGGAGCAGCACUUCUCCCGGGAGAUGUCCCCUUCGCAGAACUCCACCAUGGCCUCUCCCAGCGCCAUGGGCCAAACCCCCUACGGACACCCCCGGGCGGAGAUGAACGCCCGGCCCAACCCGCCCAUCGCCACCCAGACCACCGUCCUCUCCAGCCAGCUGGAGGAGAUCAACACCAAGGAGGUGGCUCAGAGGAUCAUCGCAGAGCUCAAGCGCUACAGCAUCCCCCAAGCCAUCUUCGCCGAGAGGGUCCUCUGCCGGUCGCAGGGCACCCUCUCGGACCUCCUGAGGAACCCCAAGCCCUGGAGCAAGCUCAAGUCCGGGAGGGAGACCUUCAAGAGGAUGUGGAGGUGGCUGCAGGAGCCAGAGUUCCAGAGGAUGGCAGCUUUAAGGUUAGAAGGUAAGAUAAUUUUUGACCCCCACCCUUCCCCAGCUGCAAGCAAGGGAAGCAGGCAAGGCUGGAACAAUACAAGGAAGCGAGGAGGGGCUGUUGCCGCCCCCCUCAAGGUCCUCGACAGACGUGGCAACCCUAUAUGUCGGGGCUUCACAACCUUUUCAGGGCCACUGCCCCCCAUAGCUGUCAACGUUUCCCCCUUUUUAAGGGAAAUUCCCUUAUUCUGAAUAGGAUUCCUCACAAGAAAAGGGAAAAGUUGACAGCUAUGCUGCUCCCUCGGUUCCACAAACUCAUCCCCUGUGUCUGCUACCCCAAUAAAAGCGUUAUUCAGAACAGCGGUUUGCAUGACCCACAAAGGAAGAUAGUAGCCCAAUAAAAUUCAUUGACUCGCCGAAUUGUAGAGUUGGGAGCAUAGGAGCCCAUUCCUAGGGGGCCAAAAUCCCUUCCGGCUGCCCCCCAAUAAGAUAUUUGAGGGGGCCAGCCCCCCUCCCCAAGCUGACACACAUUGCCAUUCAAAUGGUGUGUCAUUCGUAAUCUUGUGGUCGGUUAUGUGGGUUGGGGCUUAUCUAGGCCCCCCCAUUUUUUUAUUCAAUUUGGCACCCCUGAGGGACCCCAAGGGUCAUCCAGUCCAACCCCCUGCAAUGCAGGAAUCUCAGCGAAAGCAUCCAUGACGGACAGCCAUCCAGCCUCUGUUGAAAAACCUCCAAGAAAGGAACAUCCAGCAGCUCCCGAGGGAGUUCAAAAGAGGAACAAUUAAUUGCACAUUUAUUCGAAAUCCAACCAAAACUAUUUGGUUUAAUUAAGUGAGCAGAAGGAAUGAACUGGAUCCAGUGCUAUCGGCUUUCCAAAGUCUGUUGGGCGUUGGCGUCUCCUGCACCCGCUGCCGCCCCCUUGCGCCUUAGCUCCCCACUAGGGAAUCCCACCCCUACCCCACCCCGGUGGCACCACCCACUUGGGAACCGCUGCUAUCAGAGCCAGCAGCGCCCGUUUCCGCUGGCAGCAGAAACCACCCCCUCACUGAGUUUCACCCCAUAGGUGGAGAAGACAUGGCCAUAGCCUUGCUCAGUUCUCUUCCCUCGCUGAAUUUGGCGACGGGGUUGCGUUCCAGUGUGCGGUGGAAGCCGUGGGGUGCGGUGGUGGCAGUCGGGGGGCAGGCAGGAGACGGCACAUUCCCAUCUUGCUUCAGAUGGCGAAAUGGGAUGGGCCGCCCCCAACUGCUCUAGGCAGGCCCUUGCUUGGGAGUUGAGCUAAACUCUCUAGGCCUGGCUGCUGAGACAACAGACCUGCCAAGGGUCUCCUCGAAGGAGGGCUUGGGGGCGAAAGGAAGGGCUUCUUCCUCACACAGGACACAGUUAAACUGUGGAACUCACCCCCACAGGAGGCAGCUAUGGCCACCCACCUUUGAAUGAGGAUUAGACAAAUUCAGGGAGAAGGAUUGGACUAUCGGGGGCGAAAAGCCACAGCAGCUGUGUGUUCCCCUCCAGCGACGGAGGCAGAUUUCGGGGGGGGGGGCGUGACUUGUCCGCCCUUACUGGGUGCUGAUCCGAGAGGGCUCUGCCACAAAGACUUUGAACGUUGAGAGGCGGGGACGCGCACCAAAUUUUGCACAGGGCACCUCUGGAAUUUGAAAGCCCCUCUGGAGAAGACCCGUUGCUGCGAAUUGCAAGCACUCUGGUUGUGCUUUUGGGCUUCCAGUUGGAACAUCAGGGUGCUGGGCUAGAUGGGACCCCUUGGACCUCAUCCAGCAGCAGAGGCUCUCCUGAUUUUUUUGAUUUUUUUUUCAGAGAUCUUUAUUGAAACUUAACGUAUAUACAUAAUAACCAAAAUUCCCAAUGAUUCCCUCAUAUAAAAUAUAAUAUCUAAAUUACAACAGCUGCAUAAUUAUACACUUAAUUAUAAAACCCAUCACCCACCCUCUACUUCCCUCCACAGCAAUUCGACUUCUUUAUAUUUAUUUCUACCUUUCCCCCUUGCAUUCUACAAUAAAUUAUUUUUGUUAAAUUCUGAUUUUUCCUUCUUUCUUUCUUUGUUUUGUUAUUGCUUACAUUUUUUAUUCUAAGCCUAUUAAAAUAUCAUUUUUAGAACAAUAUUUUGACAUAUAAUCUUCAAAAUACUUCCACUGCCUUCUUAACUUUUGAUUUGAUUGAUAUCUUAUAAUUGAAGUUAAUUUUGCCAAUUCUAUAGACUCACUUAAUUUACAAAUCCCCUCCUCCUUUGUUGGUGUGUCCUGAGAUAGGGAAAUAGAAAUCACAGCUGGGCUCAACUGAUGUCCUGAUGGAACCUCCAGCUCCAGAGGCAGUCUAGCUAGAUUUGUAUGUUAUCAGGGGCGUUGACCAUUGAGGGAAGAGGAUGCUGGACCAAAGGGGCCCUCAUUGGCCGGAUCCAGCAGGUUUCUCCUGAUGUCCUUACACUGGGCCUCUUCUGAGAGACAAGACUGGGCUUGGAAGGAGGUCAGCAUCCCAGCCUAGGUUACUGGGGGCAUUCAGAAAUCCUGCACCCAGCCUUCCAGGCCAUAGGCUGGGAUGGGUUGCCGAGGUGAAAAGAUGGAGUCAAAGUCUUUUGGCGCCAGCUUGAAUGUUCAAGCCACCAGUUUCGUCAGGCCCCUGGGAUAUCCCCAAGCUCCAGACCAGGUGUGGGGGGACCUCUGGCCUUCCAGAUGUUGCUGAACUUGAACGCCCAUCUGCCCCAGCAAGCAUGGCCAAUAGCCAGGGAUGACAGUGGGACUCUGAGCACCAUUCCCCAGCUGCAGGCAAGGAUCUGCACACCGCCAUGGGCAAACCCAAAAGGAAGUCCACGACGGUGGCAGGGAGAUCAAACCCUGCGCUCCCUCCUCAGCCGGUUCUUUCGAGGCUGACCACAACACCGGGCUUCAUUGGGGCCUGCAAAAUGCCUCUGUGUGGGUGUUUGGGUGCUGGGCUGCAGCUCAGCACCAUCCCCCCCCAUCCCUUGCAAACCGUCAUUCACUCGCAUGAUCACAGAGAGGCGGGUGGAGAUGGCUGAGUGUGGAAGUAAACCCUCAGUUAUUUUUUUAUAUAUAUAUAAAAAACGAAGAGAGGGGCGUGAGGGAGGAAAGAGCCAUAAGGUCACCAUUAUGGCGACUUCUUGAAAACUGUUAAGUCCUGAAUAUCGGAGUGCUGAAUGAAUAAUCACCCUCUCGGAUCCAUUAUUGUUGGGUAAUAUGAAUCUCGGCUAUUGAUUAUGCUUUUUGCAAUAGAGUCGGAUCCAAUAUCUGUAAGAGUGGUUUGCUGGGGUUGGGGGGUUGGGGUAAGAUUGCCCAAUAAAUAGGGAAAUCUGUCCACAGAUUCUUUGUGGUUGUAUUUCUGCUUUCCUUGUAUUGUUCUAGCCGCCCUCCAAUAUUUUCCCGUGGCCUCUACUGGAUGCCACUGCAAGCGUCCAAUUGCCCCCCUCCAAAAAAUUUCCUUGCCACUAAACACACGCUGCUCUGUUCUUCUUUCGUGCCUCUAGCUCUCAUGAUUCAAGGGCAAACUGAGAUGGAUAAUCUAUUUAGAAUAAUAUCCACCCCCCCCAGCGUAUCUAAAUUAUGGGUGUUGCUGCGUUUAGUAGGAUGUUGUUUUAUAUAUAUACAUAUAUGUAACAAAGAAAGAAAAUUGGAGAAAGGUGUUAAAAGGAGAUUUCGUUUCACGAUUCAGUUGCAGGGCUUGGGUAGCGAUCCUAACCCUACUUACCUGGGAGUAAUCCCCAUUGAAUUCAGUAGGACUCACUUCUAAGAAGACAAGGUUAAGGUUUUGCCAUAAGGCAGUGAUCCUGCUCACACAUCUUGGCUGGGACUAAGGCCUGGGUAGCAGAAGCGGCAGUGGUGGUGGGGGAGCUUACCUUUGAGUAGACUUGCCCAGGAUUGAAAGUAAAGCAUUAAAAACUACCCAGGAUGUGUGGGGUGGUGUAAUUUCUACUGAGUAAACAGUUGGAUGCACAAGGUGUUAAAUUGUAGGGCUGGAAGGGGGUUCCCCUACGGUCCUCUAGCUCAACCCCUUGCAAUGCGGAUUGUGUUGAUUGUGGAAUCCCCCGCAAGCUGCACUUGCCCAAUUUAAAACUUGAAAGUUAAUGUUGACAUUAGCAUCACCAGAAACACAAGCAGAUGCAUUUGCACACCCAUUACUUUUGCACUGCAAAAUUCAGAAAAGUGCGAAUUUCGAAGGACAGCUGUGUUUCAAUUCGCACCUGGGUCUGGAAAAUAUGAGUUAGGUAGGAUUGCCUACAGUGCAGAUGGAAUCAGAUUUCUCUCCCCUGUCCCUGUUCUUUAAAGGGGGAAGCUAAAGUGUGGGGGGCUUUUUAGUUGAGACAAAAAAAUGGUGAUGAAGCCCAGGCAGGAUAGAAUUUUAAAACUGUAUGUAGUGUAGAAAAGGCAGAAGGCAGGGCAGAGAAUUCUAGAGCUCUGGGUCAUGAAACUGAUGGUUGGUAGGUUUCGGGACAGACAAAAAGAUAGCAUCCUUCUUCAUGCAACUAACAGUGAGCUUGAGGGAUUUGGCGCCAGAAAACAGGAUGAUGGGCAGAAGUUUCGUUGGCUUUAAUUGGGAUUAAAAAAUAAUCAUGACUGCAGGUCUGUCCACAACUCAGCUGAACUGCCAUGUGCAGGCGCAGUCUACCCUCAAAUAACCUCUAUCCUCCCCCCCAUGGAGAAGGGGCUGUUGCCUUCAUGGCCAACUUGUAAGCUUACGACAAGUAUCUGACUGGCCUGUGCUGGGAAGAAAGAUGAUGGACUUGAUGGGGCUUCUGUUUCAUUCAGGAGGGUGCUUGCUAGGUUCUUGAGACAAACCUGGGUCCUCCUUUGUGGUUCAAAAAGCAAGGCAAAAACAUUUUUACAGGUACAGGCUGCUCCCCAGUUACGUGGGGGUUACAUUCCCAGGCACCGCACAUUUGAGUGAAAUCGUGUAUACUGGGAGCACCAUCGAAAAAACUGCAGACGCUCUCUAAACCUCUGGAAACUCUUGGGAAACCCUUUAAAAAACCCAGCAGAACCUCCCCAAACUUCCUUUCCAGACUCCUUACCAGACUCCCUCCAAACCUUCUUUCUCCAACUCUCCAUAGGCCUCAAAGGUGCUUAUAAAGGCUCCUGGGAUUGCACUUGCAAAGGCUCUUGGGAUUGCUAGACACUGUUUUCACGCCAUUUUUGCAUUCGGGGGGCGUGGGUGUUUCUGCCUCUUUAAGUGCCACUUCCAGGUUUGCACAUGACUCGAAUGUGCACGAAUGGGGAUUUUCCUGUACCUGUAGAAAUGUAGCAGGCAAGGGUGCCCAUUGGGACUGGUAGGGCAGAAAGCAGGGAGCCGGGCAGUAGGGGGCGCCAGAGCCAAUGGCCAGGUGGAAUCAACUCACCCUAGUUCUUGCCAUCCUCCUCUUACCUGCUGAGUUCUCCAAGAGGCAGCACAGAGACCAAGGUGAGCAGGAAGAUAGCCAGGUGGGGGCUGACUGAGGUUGGUGGGGGCAGCACCCCACUUGCCCAAAUGGACCCCCCUCUAACAGUAGCAGGGGUUAAUGAAUGCCAAAGAGGCAUUUGCUGACCUGGAACAACGCAGACCACCAUUGGGACUUGAACCUGAUAUUUCAUAGGUGCCUUCUGGCUUGGUUCCUUAUAGCAUGGCCUGCCCAUUCCUGCAUCCCGCCACACCCCUCACCGUUUUAUCCUCACACGAUGACCCUGUGAGGUAGGCUAGACCAAGAGAUAGUGGCUGCCCCCAAGGUCACACGCAGCGAGAGGCGAGUGGGGAUUUGAACUCGGGUCCCCAAAGUCCUGGCGCAACACACAGGCACUCCCAUGCUACCACCAAAAGACACACAGCAGAGCUGUUGCCCCUUUCACCUUCCUUGUAAUAGAAUCCUACGGUGGGAAGGGAUCCCCAAGGCUCAUCUAGUCCAGCCCCCCCCCCACAAUGCCAAAACACAGCUAAAUAAUCCCUGGGGGAUGGCCAACAGACCUCUGCUCAAAAACCUCCAGAGAAGGAGAGUCCAGCAUCUUCCAAGGGAGUCGGUUCCACAGCCAAACAGCUCUUACCAUCAGAGAGUUUAGUCAAAAUUUCAUUUCUUGUAAUUUAAAUACAGUGGACGCUCGGGUUGUGAACGUGAUCUGUGCGGGAUGCACGUUCACAACCCGCAGCAUUCACAACCCGCAUCUGCGCACUCACAGGUUGCGAUUCGGUGCUUCUGCGCAUGCGCAAAGAGCAAUUUAGCACUUCUGCGCAUGCAUGGCCACUGAAACCCAGAAAUAACCCGUUCUGGUACUUCCGGGUUUCAGCGGUCUGCAACCCGAAAAAACACAACCUGAAGCGGCUGUAACCCAAGGUAUGACUGCACACCAUUUCAGGUCCUCACCUCUUGAGCAGGAGAAAACAAGCUUUCUCCAUCUUCCAUGCGACAGCUCUUUAGAUAUCUGGAGAUGGUUAUCAAAUCACCUCUCAGUCUCCCCUUUUCCAGGCUAAACAAACCCUGCUCCUUCAACCAUUCCUCAUCAGGCUUGCUUUCCAGGCACUUAAUUUUCGUGGUCUCCCUCUCUGCACACAUUCCAGGCCGUCCUUAUUUAAAAAAUUGUGGUGCUCAGAACAGGACACAGUAUUCCAGGUGGGGCUUGACCUUGGGUAUUCAGGGCUCUUUUCCUGCAAAUCCAGAACCAGAACUGGAUCUGCCCAGCGCGCCAGAUGAGCUCAUGUCCGAGGAGAGGGAGGAGAGACAUCCCCACCCCCCGUGGAAAGGAUAGACCAAAGGAAUCAAUGUCUCUAUACUUAGAUAUGCUGAGACACUCUGAUUCUAAUAAUAUUUCCCGCGUGGCGGCAUGCCCUGUCCAAAGAUGACCAUAAACCCAGGCUUCACUCUGCUGACCAUCACAAAUGAUAUAUAAUGGCCAAGCAUUGCCUUGAUGGGAAAUUAAAAAGGCGUCCGUUCCUUUCCUUUCCUUUCCAAGAUCACUUAGCUCGCCUUUAACCGAUCCUGAAUGUUGGCAGAUCGAGGACAGAUAAGAGGAAAGGCCUCUUCGUACAUCACACAGUUGAACUGUGGAUCUCUCCCCCACAAGAGGCAGCAAUGGUCCCCAAUUUGGAUGCCUUUAAAAGAGGACGAGACAAAUUCACGAAGGAGAGUAGGGCUAGUGGUGGCUGUUGUUGUUUAGAGCACUAGAACAACAGGAUUCUGGAAUAGAUGGGCUCCCAUUGCCCUGAUCCAACAGGCUUUUCUUAUGUUGUUGUUGUUUAGUCGUGUCCGCCUCUUCGUGACCCCAUGGACCAGAGCACGCCAGGCACUCCUGUCUUCCACUGCCUCCUGCAGUUUGGUCAAACUCAUGUUGGCACCUUCGAGAACACUGUCCCACCAUCUCGUCCUCCGCCGUCCCCUUCUCCUUGUGCCCUCCAUCUUUCCCAACAUCGGGGUCUUUCCCAGGGAGUCUUCUCUUCUCAUGAGGUGGCCAAAGUCUUGGAGCCUCAGCUUCAGGAUCUGUCCUUCCAGUGAGCACUCAGGGCUGAUUUCCUUCAGAAUGGAGAGGUUUGCUCUUCUUGCAGUCCAUGGGACUCUCAAGAGUCUCCUUCAGCACCAGAAUUCAAAAGCAUCAGUUCUUCGGCGAUCAGCCUUCUUGAUGGUCCAGCUCUCGCUUCCAUACAUCACUACUGGGAAAACCAUAUCUUGAACUAUAUGGACUACUAGGGCGGCUACUGGUCACAAUGGCUGUUCUCUGUUGCUGUGGUCAGAGGCAGCAGUGCUUCUGAACUGCUGGAAAUUGGGAGAGGGUAGAAUGUCUCACUUACCCACAAAAUUCAGAGAAGUGCAAAUGUCAAAGGGUAGUUGUGUUGGCGAAUUGUUUUGUAAGGUAGGUUUUCAUCCCCUGCCAAGGCAGGAAACUCUCCGUGAGCCCCACACUGUCCCUGUCAAACAGCUCGUAGCUUCAAUAAGUUCUUCUCGUGUUUGUUGAAACCGUUCUUCCAGGAAGCGGACCCCUUUGGGUCCAGCCCUCUGGGUCCCAAAUUCUACCCUUCUUAAUGCCGAGCUGAAAUCGUUCUCCACUGGGUCUCACCUUCUGAAACAGCAGUGGGGGUUGUUUUGUUCCAUCAUCUCCUUACUUAUUUAUAAGGCUACUUAUAAACCACCAACUCAUAAAAAAAGGCAAGCAUGGCAGUGUACAAUAAAACCAUUACAGAAACAUCGUUAAAUGAAGAAAAUCAUAAAUACGAAGAAAAUCACUGAAUGAUAAAAAAAAUAAAAAUCUCUAGAAACCCCAUAGGAUGAAAGAUGCUGAUGGGCCCUGUGCUGAGUGUGAGAUUAGAAUCUGCAUCUUCCCGGUUCUAAUCUGAUACUCUGACCACUGCACUGCACUGCCAUAAAGAUUAGCUAGAGACUUGGGGGCAGUUCUUGUGUGAAAUUUCAGGAGCCAGAGCAGAGAGAGCCUGCAGUAAGUGCCAGGCUGAGAGCUUUACAAAAAUUGCCCUUAUUAGAAAGGUUUUUUUAUAGUCUUUAACGGCUUCCUGUUUAUUAUGACAUAAGCUUUUCUGAGGUGCAUGAAGUAUGUGUAUAGUACACACACACAUAUAUACACAGACACAAAUACAUACCAUAAAAUAAAAUCUGUGGAAAGUGUACAUAUUCACAGUGACCAGAUAUUCCAGCAGACACUGGUGAUAGAACAGAAUUUUCCCGCUUAUAUAUCUGUGGUUGUUGAUUUUUAAACGAAUAUCCUGCGUUAUCUUGCCAAAACAACAACCCUGGGCAGCUAAAAAUGCAAAAUAAAUAAAUAAUAUUUUAAAGCAAAAAUUCAAAACAACCAAACGCAUCAGGGGGGAAAACAAAUGCGAUGAAACUCAGGAAGAAUUCCAAACAAUAACUAGUAGAACUCCAAAAGGUUGCCCAACAGCACCAAGAAGACCACCGGCUACUCUCAAAUAAACCCCAGUUUUAAGUCAGAGAAGUUUGGCUUUGAUGGUGUGCGUAAACAGAUAGAAUUAAACUCACUGACAGGUUAUAGUUCUGCCAACACUGUCUUUCGCUGUCAUUUCUGCACUGCAGAAGGCUGGACUAGAUGACCCUUGGCAGUGGCAGACCUUGGGUCUCAAAUUGAACUGCAAAAUUCAGCCCCCGCCUCUCACACUCCAUUCUAAAUCACAGUUGUGGCGCCCCCUGCAGUGCCCCUGUGGCUCUGCGCCCAGCGCGACCGAACAGGUUGUGCUCCCCUAAAUCCACUUCUGUCCUUGGGGUCCCCUCUACGAUUCUAUAAAUCAAAAACAUUUUCAGUGGGUGACAAAAUGGUCAGCACCGCAGGUACCUGUCUGAUUUAAGUGGGAAGGGUAUAUUCCCAAUUACUGGUGCCAUUUUGUUAAAAGCUCACAUAGCCUAUGCAACAGCCUCUCAAAUAUUUGGCUAUCAUGUAACUUUGCUCGGCUAGACAUAUUGAAUUCCCUUCCAAUACGGAUGCUGAAAAUAAUCAGACAAGGUUCCUAUAUUAUCCUGUUAGAGAUAGCAAUGUUAUUCCCGGGCACAGACUGCGGCUUCUGGUUCAACCAAGGUGUGAACAGUGUUUGGCUCACACCACAAGCCCUUAACCACCAACCUCUCGUAAACUCCAACUGCUCGUUUGAACUUGUGUUGGAAAAUCAAAUGGCUGACGUUUAUCCAUAGCUUAAUCCUGAAUCUCAAAGGCUGGUUAGCACUUCAAAAAGGCCAGGUUUCUAAUGGCCACGCGGUGCCAUAGUCCUGGAGACUGCCACAUGUGAUUUAGACAGGAGAUGGCUUUUCAGAGCAUGUGCAGAGUGCAGGUCCUUACCACUGGUGCCCAGCCAUGGCACAGACUCCAACUCUGCAUAGAUUUGGGGGGGGGGGAAAGAUGGGAAAUAAGAAAAAAAUAACCCUCCUCACUGUGGAUCACUGCUUAAAGUCUCUCUCUCGUCUUCCCAGCACAGAUUAAGAAUUACCGUAUUUUUUGCUCUAUAAGACUCACUUUUUCCCUCCUAAAAAGUAAGGGGAAAUGUGUGUGUGUGUCUUAUGGAGCGAAUGCAGGCUGCACCGCUAUCCCAGAAGCCAGAACAGCAAGAGGGAUUGCUGCUUUCACUGCACAGGGAUCCCUCUUGCUGUUCUGGCUUCUGAGAUUCAGAAUAUUUUUUCCCCCUUGUUUUCCUCCUCCAAAAACUAGGUGCAUCUUGUGGUCUGGUGCGUCUUAUAGAGAGGAAAAUACAGUAACGUUGCACAGUUGAUGUACAGUGCCUAUUAUGGGCAGAUUUCAAAGCUGGAAGAGUAUUUGUGCUUUUGAUAUUACACACACACAGAGGCCCAAAAAUCUGUUGAAAGGGAAAGCACAAAAACAUACCUUUCCUGCCGCUGGGUGUGCAGUGACAAGGCCUCACAAUUUCUGUGUGUCUCCCUAGUGCUCAUUCGCACCCGUUCAUUUGCAUCCAUCCCCCUAACCAAGAAAACCAGCUUCAAAGGACCCAGAGGUGAGGCUGAAACCUGAUUGACAAGUCUCAUUCAUUAAAAAAAUCCUCAGAAUCUUAAGAGGCAAAAAGGGGACAGCAAAUGUCCGUGGUAAACCAGAACACACGGUCCAGCUUUAUUCCUCACCCACACCCAAUUUAUCCGGCAUAUUUUUGGCAUUUCUGUCCUGGGGGUGCUUAAUUUAUCCUCGUGACAACCCUACAAGGUUAGGCUGAGGCAGAGCGCCUACUAGAAAGGAGUCCUGGACUAUGGAACUCACUGCCACAGGAUGGCCACUGACCUAGAUGGCUUUGAAAAAAGGAUUAGACGAAUUUAUAAAGUCAGAGGCAGCAAUGCUCCUGAAGACCAGUUUCUGGAAGCCACGAGAGGGGAGAGAGCUGCUCUUGGGCUCCAGUCCUGUUUGUGGGUACCUGGUCGGCCGCUGUGAGAACAGGAUGGCCCACUGGUCUGAUCCAGCAAGCUCUUCUUCUGCUCGUAUAAGAGUGACCGGCUCAAGGUCACUCAAGGCCAAAUGAAAAUUUGAACUCUGCUCUCCCCAGACCCAAGCUGGCCCUCUAACCGCUGCAACCGUGCUUCCAGCCAGCCUGUCUCUUUCCAGACACUGGGUGCAUUUAGACAACAAACACAGCAGCUUUUCAUUCCUACUCGAUGCUGGUGCAUCUCCUCUCAGCAACCAGAUUUUUAGACACCAGGCCGCCGUUUCCCGCCCCCUCUCUCGACGGCAUCCUUCGGUGACCCUCCCUGGCACCCUGGGUGUCUCCACCACGCUCCGUUCCCCCUGCGCGAGUGCCAUUUCCCUGGCAGAGCAAGGGGCCUCGUCACCUGCGCCGGCAGAGAGCGACCGCUGGCUUGUUAGGAGCUAAUGAAGCUGUCACGGGGUGAUGGAUCCAUCAGAAGGACGGUCACGCGCUGGGAUGUCCAAGGGGGCCCAGGCGAGCCAGCGGACGCGUUGUGUCUCUUCCCCGAAGCAGCAGGAAGUUCCAAGGCAGGGUUUGGAAGUGGGCUUUCCUUGGAGGGCGGGAGAGAGGGAGAAUCAGCAGCAAAGCUGUGUGAGGAACGAUCCCGUCCCGGUGCCUCCCGUGGAUUUGGGGAAGAGAUCAUUUACCUCUCCUUUAAAAACCAGCACUGCCUCUUCUGCUGCACAAGGUGCGAGUUACAAGCGAAUCCCACCACUAGGUCUUACUGUCAGGCAGGGAUGGUGGGGAGAGAGAGAUUGGCUUGCGCUUCCCGAAAACAAUGCACAAACCAAAACACAUCGAGGCUUUGAAAUUUGCACUUCUCUGAAUUUUGCAAGGCAGUCCUCCUGCCCCAAAAUAGAGUCGUGUGUGUGCUGUAAGAUGCCAUAUAUUAGGGGAACAUAGAGAAUUAUUUGCUUGCAAAAAGGGAGGGGAAAUUGGGAUAAAUUUGCUCUAAAGCACUUGACAAUUUUUUAGCAGGGUUUUUUUUUUCUUCAUUUGUUUAUUGCAAACUGAUGUGGAAACGCAGGAAACUGAAACAAGUUAAGUAAGAAAAAUAAAAAAUUACCGAUUUGUCCGUUCCCACCUCAGGCCAGGACUGUUUUUUAGGACUGGCUGGAUGAUAAUGCCAGUGGUAUAAAGAGGUAAAAGAACAUGCUUUUUAAUUUUACAAAUGGGAGUUUGUAAUGGGAGGGCAAGUGUCAAAGGAAGCAAUGAGAACAUUUGUGUAGAAAAGUGAUUUUAAGCAUUCACACACACAUACUGCAAGCAAAACACACAAAUGUAACUAUUUUUAUUUUACGAAUGGUCAACGAAUUUACUUAAAUUUUAGUCCAUUCGUUGCCCUCCUUUUAACCAUAAGACUGACUCAGUUUUAAAAGAAAGUUUAAAACCUGUGCAUUCUCCCCCAAACCUCAGGAUUGGUGGCUUACUUACUGUAUUUCUAUUUUAUUUUUAAUCACAGCUCUCCCCAUGGCUCCCUAAAAACAAAGCGCACACACAGCUUAACACUUCCUUUGUUAAAAGCAGAGAGUUUGAGCGAAGGAGGCAUCUUAAAAGUACAAUUUGCUUUUUUUAAAAUAAAAAAGCAGCAGCCACCCAUUGCUUUUUUAGAAGAGAAAGGCUCCCUUUAACGAUUUUUAAGACGUCCCCCUUUGUAGCGACACCACUGGCCUCAAAAUCAUUGCCCCGAAAUUAAAAGCAGGUGUGCUCUUAACACUUGGCCUGCCUUUUCACAAAAACCAGCCGAGAUCGGUUCUGGGCAGGCUUCCUUAUUCCUCCAAUAAACUCAGUUGGGGCUUACUCCGGAGUAAACAGGCACAAGCACAGCUCUCUUUAAGCUUUAAUCAAUCCAUUUAACCGCGCCAAGUUCUCAGGAUGUCGUCGAUAGAUUAUUAGAGGGGACAGCGGGGAUGUAUUUAAAUGGAGUGGCAAUCAGUGUUGGAUCGGGCCCCAUCCUAAUGAGCAAUGGAGGGGGGGUGGGACCGUUUGGAUUCUGCACAUCCGGUUCAGUUGGGCCAGGCCUGCUGUGACAUGAUGGAGCGCUUGAACAUAUUAGCGCAAGCAAGCGUGAAUGUCAAGAUUCGGGGACGUUUUCCUGAUGGGUCGGCCAUGUUGUCGAGAGCCCAACUGCACGGCGAUUGGCUAUUAAUAUCGUGGUGGCCGCAGAAGCAUUUCCCAUUGUCCGGGGUGUGGGUGUGGGUGUGCAAAAAGCUCGGUUAAAAAGUCUGGGCAAUCUCCUGUUCCCCCUCCACGCAGAAUCGAGCAGCUGUUUGGGGUGGGGCAGUAGGGAAAGGCAAACCGUUCUAUCCUGCCCCCCCUGCCCUCGACCUACUGAGGGACUUCAUAUAAGGGGAAGUCAUCGAUUUUAUUUUCUGUGGCAGACACAGUCACAAGCUAGCAAGCGGUGUGCUCCCCCAGAAUCCCCUCUGUUCCGUUCCCCAGGGUGUUUUGUUCUGCAAAGCAAAACAUUGAUUUUUUCCCCCCGUUUUGAUUGGCCCAAAAUUGCCCCUUCUUGGUUUUAACCCUGUGCCCAAAAUGUGCGUGUUUUUGUUUGGAAGAAUGGGGGGGGGGGAGAGAGAGAGAUUAAAUUUCUGGAUUUUCCCACCUCCAGUUUGACCCAAUUGUUGUUGGGAUGCACAGACAGAUCUGUGGUUCUCCUGAAGUUGUUGGACUCUAAUUUCCACCCAGGGCAAAUGAGACUCGGAGUUAAUGGAUGCGGGAGAAAUUUGGUUCAGAUUUUAAAGCAAAUCUCCCUAAAUCACACUGACGUGUGUAUUGAAACAUAGCGAUCCUUUGAUGGUCACACCUCUCUGAAUUUUGCGAUGUGGUGCUGCAACCAAAUAAUGUGUAGCAGAACGCAUACGUUGUGGGGGAAAGUGUGUUUCAAAAUGCAUAUAUAUUUGUGAAAAGAGCAUGCAAAAAAAUGCAUCAGCUAGGGGGAAAUCACUUGCAAAACAUAGCUGUCAACAUUUCCCUUUUUAAAAGGGAAAUUCCCUUAUUCCGAAUAGGAUUCCUCGCAAGAAAAGGGAAAAGUUGACAGCCAUGCUUGCAAAAGCAUCCGUAUUUGGCAAAAAUGGCAUACAAAAAUGGGCUCGUUAGGAGAAACGAAAACACUGGUGAAUUUUUGUAAGGACCUUUUUAAAGAAAUCUGCAAAAAGUUGCAGAAAUGGAGAGCUGAACUUUAAAAGGGACAAAGGACAAAUGACUAGAAACUGAAAUUAACAGACUCGGGCUUCGCUGCUUGUAGUCCAACAAGAGGGGAGGGGGCACAGAGUUUUCCAUCUCUGUUGUAAAUCUCUCUCAAGAAUAUUUUAUUAACAGCCCCCCCCCCCAAGUGCAUGGUUCUGACAUUUAGAGGCCUGGACACUCUGUUCCAUCUGCUUGGGAAAGUUUAAGUAAGUGAUACAAACCACAUUCAAUGGGGAAAGCAUAUAGAUAUUAAAAAAAUUAGGAAGAAUCGUCUGAGCUGGAUGGACAGGUGGCUGAUCACUUGGCAGCCAAACUUGGCUAUUUUAAAAUUUCUACCAGAGUCAGCAUGAUGGGGAUGGGGAGAGAAAUUCUACUCUGUUCUCAUUUAAAGCCGAUUGCAAACAAUGUGCAGAACAGAAGAUAGCCGCCUGUCAAAAUUCACACAUAUCCAAAUUCUCCAGCACUGUUCUCCAAACAAAAAUGAAUCUAUUAGGGCAAAGCGGGCAUGCAAAUGAGGGCAUUAGUGGAAAGAACAUGGAUAUAUUCAUUAUAUUGGGGGAAGAUGGGAAAAUGCGUACAUUAGUCAAAACCUCAAGCAAAGAUGUGUUCGUUAGAAGGAAUUCGCACACAAAUGCCUGGUGAAUUCUCACGAGGAUUAAAAAUAAAUAAAUCCUCAAAUUGCUGCAAAAUGUGGAGAAACUGAAUUUAAUAUUGGUGGGAAAUGAGGAAGUGGGAGAACCGAAACGGACAAUCUUCAUGCGGCGUCACACAAAUUGUCGCAUGAGCAGAUGGCGUCCAAGUGUGUGGCUGCCUUGCUGCAAGAUCCAGGCCCCAUCCUCACGAUCCGUUUAGAGCAGAAUCACACCACUUUUGCAGUCAUGGCUUCCCUCUCUCAAAGAAUCCGGGGAACUGUAGUUUAAGGUGCCAAGAGUUGUGAAACCACCCUAUCCUCCUCACAGAGUUGUUUAAAGAUCAACCCCUCUUCCCAGGGAACUCUGGGAACUGUAGCUCUGUGUGAGUGGAAAUAGGUCUCCUAACAGCUCUCCACACCCUGAACAAACUGCGGUUCCCAGGAUUCUUUGGGGUUGGAGAAGCCGUGACUGUUUUAAGUGGGAUGACGCUGCUUUGAGUUUAAAGUGCAGAUGGCGCCUUGUUCAUGAAGGAUGCAGCUUUUAGUUGUGGUGCCAAAAGGAGUCUCUCCAUCCAGACACAGCCAUCACCUCCAAAAAAGCAGAGGCCAAAUAAUCAGAGAUCUGAGUCUCCAGCAUGCCUGGCCUGUCAGAUUCCGGACAACCCUGCUUGUCCUUUUCCCACACCGACAUCGGGCGCAAGCCCUGCUCCAGAUCCACUGGCGGCGCAAGCUUACGUGGAGUUGCCAUUGAAAGGUUCCUCUGGUCCUGCUUCCCCCUAAUCCAGCGGUUCUCAACCUGUGGGUCCUCUGAUGUUGUUGGACUACAACUCCCAUCACCCCUAGCUAGCAAGGCCAGAGCUCAGGGAUGAUGGGAGUUGUAGUCCAACAACAUCUGGGGACCCACAAGUUGAGAACCGCUGCAGCCUAACCUGUGCGCUUGCUUCUGCGACCCUGGAUAUUUUCUGUCUAGCCCAUCCAUCGGCAGACGGUUCAAAAAAGGCAAACAUUUCACUCACUACUACUCAGGGGAGACGUUUUUCUCCCUCUCUCGUAACUCUGGGAACCAGGGGGACAGCCAAUGAAGCUGAACAGGACAGAGGAAAGAAAUAAAUUGUUCGUGCAAUGUGUCGUUGAACUGUGGAAAUCACUUAAAAGAGGACUGGGCACGUUCACGGAUGAGUAAUGUGGAUUAUUGGGGACACAGGUGGCGCUGUGGGUUAAACCACAGAGCCUAGGACUUGCCGAUCAGAAGGUCGGUGGUUCGAAUCCCCGCGACGGGGUGAGGUCCCGUUGCUCGGUCCCUGCUCCUGCCAACCUAGCAGUUCGAAAGCAUGCCAAAGUGCAAGUAGAUAAAUAGGUACCACUCAGGCAGGAAGGUAAAUGGCGUUUCCGUGCGCUGCUCUGGUUCGCCAGAAGCAGCUUAGUCCUGCUGGCCACAUGACCCGGAAGCUGUACGCCGGCUCCCUCAGCCAAUAAAGCGAGAUGAGCGCCGCAACCCCAGAGUUGGCCACGACUGGACCUAAUGGUCAGGGGUCCCCUUUACCUUAAUGUGGAUUAUAACUAGCUAUGAUGGUUCUGCUCUGCCUCCAUAGCUGCUUCUGAAUGCCAGUAGCUGGAAACCACAGGAAGGGAGAAUAGCUCUUGUGUUCAGGUCCUAUUUGUGGGGUUCCCCUUUGGGGCACCUGCUUGGCCACCGCGAGAACAGGACGCUGGACUUGACAGGCCACGGGCUUGAUCUAUUAUGUUCUGUAUAAACCUUUUCCUCCCUCAGUGGCUUUGCUAGGUAAAGGUAAAGGGACCCCUGACCGUUAGGUCCAGUCGUGGCCGACUCUGGGGAUGCUGCGCUCAUCUCGCUUUAUUGGCCGAGGGAGCCGGCGUACAGCUUCCAGGUCAUGUGGCCAGCAGGACUAAGCCGCUUCUGGCGAACCAGAGCAGCGCACGGAAACGCCGUUUACCUUCCCACCGGAGUGGUACCUAUUUAUCUACUUGCACUUUGACGUGCUUUCGAACUGCUAGGUUGGCAGGAGCAGGGACCGAGCAACGGGAGCUCACACCGUCGCAGGGAUUCAAACUGCCGACCUUCUGAUCGGCAAGUCCUAGGCUCUGUGGUUUAACCCACAGCGCCACCCACAACCCAAGUGGCUUUGCUAGCUCUCCCCUAAAAUAAUAGGCAGCCUCCCCGACUCCGUGUUUCCCAAAGGGCGAGGGGAUGGGGUCCCCGUCUCGCUUUUCCUCGGCGCGGGCGUUCCGUCGUUCCCUCCCAGCAAGGGUUAAUGCAAAACUGGCUGGUCUUUGCAGCUGGCGUAGCCUGGAUCUGAUCAAUAUUUUCUAUCAGCGUGCAGGCAGUGCAGAGGCAGGGGGCGGAGGUGGGGGGGGAGCUGAGCUGAGCCCACUCAGGGAAGAUGUGGAGAGGGAAGGAGGAAGACGGGAGAGUGAAGGGAGCUUGUCACGUUUCACGGCCGCAAGGCAGAUACGCCAUACAGAUUAGGGCUUCUUCAAAAAAUGAAAUGAAAUGAAAAGCCUCGCCGCUUCGUGCCAAAAGACAUAUUUAUUAUUAUUAUUAUUAUUAUUAUUAUUAUUAUUAUUAUUAAAUCUAAUUUCAUUUCUUCCCUCCUCUCUCUCUGGUGCCUCUGAUCUGGGACUGUCCCAUCUCUGCUGUUUUGUUUUGUUUUAUAAUUGAUCUGAUUUGAAAUAUUUGCCUGCCGACUGUAAGGGGCAGGAGAGGGUCUUGUGGGACAGCAUAUGAUUUGGAUAUAAUACGGAGGUGUAAACUUGUGACUGGGUCGUAGCCAAUGCUCUUCAGAGGAGAUCUGCUGAAAUUCGUCCACGUGAACUUAGUUUCGUAAAUUUCGGCAGGUCUGCUCUGAGCAGAACGUAAUUUGAUAUCUGUUAUCCACGUUUUAUAAUCCGGCUUUUCUUAAUUCCGUCCAUCUACCUCUGGCCUGGGACCUGCCACAGCUGCAAUUUGAUUUGCAUUGGUCCCAUUUAAAAUGUUUUUUGGACACUUUUGUAAGGAGGUGGGCGAGGCAGCGAGGGGGAUCCCAAUUGCGUUGUACACUUAACAUGUAAUAAAAUGUUUAGAAAGCAGGAAAAAGUAAACUACAAACAUCCCCCCCCCCAAAAAAAAACCAGUGCAAGACCACAACAAAGGCCAUCAGGCAGACAAGCAAAGCUGUUAAUGAAUUAAGACUAUUUUUAAAAAAAGUUAAUUGUAUGGUGUUUUUUGCUCCCAUUGCUAGUGAGUUUUCUUUUCUUUUUAUCUGGUUCAUUAUUUGGAGCACAAUUAAAAAAUAAAAAAUAAAGGACCCAAAGCAGCUUUAAAAAAAAAAAAAUGAGAGGGAAAAUGUAACAUGGUAUAUAUAUAAAAAAUAGACAUAAUUAAGGACGACAGCAAAGGAAGAUAAGAAGGUGCUAUAUACCAGGUCAGAUCCUUGGUCCAUCUAGUUCAGUAUUGUCAACACUGGCAGGCAGCACAAAGUGGCUGCUACACUGAGCAACGGCCCUCCCUUGAAAAGCAAAGCAAGUUUCUAGUCCUCAAGUGCUGCCUCAAACAGGAACAUAGAAAGCUAGUUGCUUUAUGCCACGUUAGACCCCUGGUCCAUCUAUCUCAGUACUGUUUAUAUUUAUGAUAUACGAUAUCUUUAUUGUCACUGUCCUAUGCAGAACAAUGAAAUUGAAAAACUACAUAAAACAUUCAAAAAACCCUAAAAACUCUGAAACCCCAUUUUAAAAUACACUAUACUAUAGAGACCCCUUAUGCUGCAUUUAAAACCAAAAUUGCCUUUGGAUAGAAACUGUUUCUCAGGCGGCUAGUCCUGGCCUUUAUAACCCUGUAUCUUCUUCCAGAAGGCAGAAGCUGAAAGAGAUCAUUUCCGGGGUGCACACUAUCCUGCGCUAUCUCUGCCUCUUUCUUAUGGCACCUGACAGCAUAGAUUUGAUCUAAGGUGGGAAGAGUGCACCCAAUUAUUCUCUCCGCAGUCUUUACAACCCUGGACAGCAUCGUAGAUGGGCUCUCUGGGAUUUCAGGCUGCUCCUGACACCAAGGAGCAGGUUUUCAUCAAUGUUUGGAUACAACUGGACGCCAUUUUGAAUCAAGAUGGCAGACAGAACCUUUCCAUGCUGCCCUGAUUCUUACCACCGACUGCAAAACUGCCCUGGUUUGGUUGGUUUCUUGGGAUUCCCAAGCAAUGCCAGGCACUUUCCCUUAGUAAAGACAUACAGGAUACAAUUGGAUAUUGAAAAACAGAUUAACGGUGUGCUAAACGCUGUACAAAAAUCUAACUUCCGGCCUUUGGGCGAGCCACCAAGUGAAAUGGUUUUGCUUUCCUUGAGCGGCCCUUUUAGAUGUAAACAUUGACACUGGGAUAAAGUUGGGACAGAAAUCUGUGCUAUCAGACACACACAUUUCCUACCCACCCAAAAGCCCUCCUGCCGAAGCCACCGCCCUCAAGCCAUCCUGAAAAGUUCCCCUGCAGAUUGUUAAUUAAAAUAAAAGACUCAUUUAGAAAUAAGAAAACCUGCAAGGUUUUAAUACAGGGCCGUAAAAUCUUAGCCCAUUAAAUGUUAAUGGAGACCCUUUGCCAGGUUGCUUAAUAAUGUCUUAGCUUUGCAAAAUUACAUCUUGUUUUAAUAUUAUGAUGGACCUGGGUGGCUGCUAGCACUGCCGUCUCAUUCCCUUCCCUAUCCCCUUUUCCUUUUCGUGUGUGCAUCACCUCCAUUUUAUGUCCAUUUCUGGCAGCUGUCAAAAGACGCCACGGGGGGAAUGCAGGCAAGGGAUUGCCAACUGAUCAGGAGAAUAAGGAUCUGGACGCUCUUGUGCUUUUCACAGAAUUUGGCAGGGCGAAACUUUUCACGGCAGAGAGAUAAGUUGGCAGUGCUUGGUUGACAAGGGGCCAGGAGGCUACUCAGCUCUCUCCUUCUCUCAGACCUCAGUCUCUGCAGCUCAGGAGACAUCAGUGGGUUACUAGACCCAGGGGUCACCUCAGCCUCCCCUGACCCAACUGGUAGUGGAGCAUCUGGAGCCAGGGCAGGCUCAGGCCCCUGACUCGGCCCAGCUGGUGCUUGUUGCAGGGGAGCCUGUGCAGAAUGGGGCUCUUCAGGAUCAGGCCCCAGACUAAGUUCAGCUGCCGCCUGAGGCAAAGGAUCCGGUGCGGACUGAGACUCUUCUGGCUCCGAGUCAGAGUCCCAGGACAUCGCACAACAAUACCAAAAAUCCAAACACAGCUAUCCUUCAAAAUUAUCUCCCAAUGAUAUCGUGCCCUCCUCCAGCUAAGUGAUAGGUUCAGGAAUGCACAUUCUAGGGUAUGUGUGCCCCAAUAAUAAUAAUAAUAAUAAUAAUUUAUUAUUUGUACCCCACUCUGGGCGGCUUCCAACAAAGAUAAAAAAUACACUAAAAUGUCACAUAUUAAAAACUUCCCUGAACAGGGCUGCCUGUAAUAACAAAUAAUGCUAUUUUAAAAUACACUAACCCUACAGCCUAUAUCCACUUCCAAAGCUAUUCAAAGAUUCAAAAAGAUAUUAGGGAAAAUGACAUCUACAAAUGCAUUGUGUUAGACAAAAUUGCUUGCGCAGGUAUGUCAAUAAUAAUAAUAAUAAUAAUAAUAAUAAUAAUAAUAAUAAUAAAUUUCAUUUAUACCCCACCCUCCCCAGCUAUUAAAAACAAUGGAUUAAAAUACAACUUAAAAACAAGAUUAAAACACAACAUUAAAAUGCAGCCUCAUUUCAGUAGAAACUCAAAUCAUAAACUUUUUGGGGAUGAAAAUAAACAUCAGGCAAAAUUGCAUACAAAUAUGUGUCUAGCAAGAGAAAUUCGCACUGAUGGAAUGAAUUUUCAUGAGGACUUAACUUGUUUCCUCCUUCGCAAACUCAUAUGGAAAUGUGGCGAUCUGCACUUGAAUUGAGAAACUGAAAUUGAAAAAUUCGCGCCUCCUACCAGUGCCUUCAAAGGAGGCUUCAGUGAUGGCUUUAAAAGAGGGUGGGACCAGUUCAUGGAGGGAGGAAGAGCUUUUAGCCAAGAUGGCUCUGCCCUGUCUCCACAGUCGGAGGCAGAAAUGGUUCUGAAUACCAGAACCGUAGGAGAAGAGAGAGCUCUUGCUCUCGGAUCCUGUUGCUGGUUUCCCUUUGGGGCAACUGGGUGUCCAGCGUGACAACAGGAGGCUGAACUAAACAGCAUCCACCCCCUUGGGUCUGCUCCAGCAUCCAGGCUUUUCUGACAUUCUUAUGGAACCUCCAGGUCCAGAGGGAGUCUACCCAGAUUUCUAGGUUCUUUCCCCCGCCCAAAGAUUUUUUAUUCAUUUUAUAACACAACAACACAAACAGAAAAAACAAACAAUACAAACAAAUUCUUGUCUUAUUCUUAUUUUUUCUAAACAUUCUUAGGUGGGCUUCCCCAAGUCCCCGCUAUCUGAUUUUCAUUUUACCUCAUCUUUAGCAGAUUACAUAUAUCAUUUUUAACCAUUUUUUAAAUCACGCUUACUUUUACCAUAAAAAUCUUCACAUUUUAUCACUUACAAAUAAUGUUAUUUUAAAAUACACUAACCCUACAGCCUAUAUCCACUUCCAAAGCUAUUCAAAGAUUUAAAUAUUAACAUAUUUUAUCAGAUAUUCUUCCAAUCUUCUUCCACUGUCUCUUCUCUCUGGUCUCGGAGUCUCCCGGUUCCAUCUAGUCCGUCAUCUUAAUCUGCCACUCUUCAAUAGUUGGUAAAUCUUGUUUCUUCCAAUUCUUCGCUAGUAAUAUUCUCGCAGCUGUUGUGGCAUACAGAAAAAAUGGAACAUCCUUUUUGGGGAUUUCACCUCUAGAUUUCUAGGUUCUUUGGGACAUUUAUGGUCACUGUGAGAACAAGAUUUUGGACUGGAUGGAGAGCUCUCUUUAUGUUCUUCAGCAAUUGCAUUGUUGUCAGAAGGUCGGCGGUUCGAAUCCCGGCAAUGGGGUGAGCUCCCGUUGCUCAGUCCCUGCUCCUGCCAACCUAGCAGUUCGAAAGCACCUCAAAGUGCAAGUAGAUAAAUAGGUACCGCUCCGGCGGGAAGGUAAAUGGUGUUUCCGUGCGCUGCUCUGGCUCACCAGAAGUGGCUUAGUCCUGCUGGCCACAUGACCCGGAAGCUGUACGCCGGCUCCCUCGGCCAGUAAAGCGAGAUGAGCGCUGCAACCCCAGAGUCAGCCCCGACUGGACCUAAUGGUCAGGGGUCCCUUUACCUUUAAUCUUUACCUGUUAAGGGUACCCCGCCAAAACGUCGCCUGCCAGGUGGACAUGUGAGAAAGUGAAACAGUUUUGGGAACAGAUUUAUAACGAAUUGAAAAAGACAUUUAAAUACACUUUCCCAAAAGAAGCCAGAAGCUUUCUUGCUAGGCUUGAUAGGAGAGGAAAUAGAAAAAGCAGAUCAAAGGUUAUUUAUUAGCCGAAAAAUGGAAAGUACCAGAAUUACUAACAAUAGAAGAGUGGCAGACGAAGGUGGUUGAUUAUGCGGAACUAGCAAAACUGACCUGUAGGAUCCGAAAUCAGGAGGAAGCAAAAUUCCAAAAAGAUUGGAGUAAAUUUAUGGAGUACAUAAAUAAGAACUGUAGAAAUCUGAAGACUCUGGCAGGACUGAAAUAAAUCUUACGAUGUAGAUAGGAUUGGAUACAAUAAGAAACUGUGGAAAAGUAACUGACCUAAGAAAACCUGUUGAAGGGAGGGAAGGAAGUCAGUGCUCAGCAGAGUGUGGGGAAAGAAUGUAGGUAAAUGACGGUUGAAUUUUACUGUAUUUUGUUUGUUUGUAUUAAACGAAACACCAAUAAAAAGCAUUAAAAAAAACACACACCUCAGGCAGCAAAAAACAAAAUGUCACCUGCCAUAUUGGCAGAGAUUCGCCGUCUGCGAAGAUCACCUCACUUUGCACUCAGAAUGUUGUUGUUUAGUUGUUUAGUUGUUAGUCGUGUCCGACUCUUCGUGACCCCCUGGACCAGAGCACGCCAGGCACACCUGUCUUCCACUGCCUCCCGCAGUUUGGUCAAACUCAUGCUGGCAGCUUCGAGAACACUGUCCAACAUCUUGUCCUCUGUCGUCCCCUUCUCCUUGUGCCCUCCAUCUUUCCCAACAUCAGGGUCUUUCCCAGGGAGUCUUCUCUUCUCAUGAGGUGGCCAAAGUCUUGGAGCCUCAUCUUCAUGAUCUGUCCUUCCAGUGAGCACUCAGGGCUGAUUUUCUUCAGAAUGGAGAGGUUGGAUCUUCUUGCAGUCCAUGGGACUCUCAAGAGUCUCCUCCAGCACCAGAAUUCAAAAGCAUCCAUUCUUCGGCGAUCAGCCUUCUUUAUGGUCCAGCUCAGAAUAAACCACCCCAAUUGCAUAAAUGCGUGCACCCUUUGGGUGAUUUCUUUGGGGGUGGGGGGCGGGAGAGGAGAGGAAGUUUCCCCACCACGCUCGACCGUUCCGGAAGCUUCUGGCACAGAAGAAACCCAUGAAGUCCUACAUUACUGGGAGGCACGCUCAGGACAGAAACCCAGCAAGGUUUUCUUAGAGGGGGAAAGCUAUACGGAAGGGAGCCGAGAGGUUUUUUUGAGCGAGGGAUGGAGACGGAAGACGUCAGUCACCAGAACUAUUGAUUUGGCAUUAAAUUCCCUCCUUUCUUCCCUCCUCCUCCAAUCCAUGCAAUUAAACAGAGGCAUUAAAAACAAGGGAGGCACGUUCUUUUGAGGUCAUCAUCCCCUUUAAAAGCAAAACUUUAAAAGCGUUGGCCCCUUUGGAAAGGCUGGUUUAAAGAGGGACGCAGUAAUAAGGUGCCGUACACAGAACCAAAUCCGUCUAGCUCAGUUUUUAAGGGAACAGCCUGAAAAGGCAUCUGUAGACAGGAUUUGGGUACGCUUCUGUUUGAAACUCCCGAGAGCCACAGCCAGGCCAUGUAAGCAAUACAAAGCUAAAUGGCUCAAAGGUCUGACUCAGUAUAAGACAGCUUCCGAUAUCACUAUUUCUCAGCAUUUUCCUCAGAACCAUGAGGACUAGAGACUAGGUUUAUUUUUAAGGGGACGGCUCUAGCUCAGGAAGAGAGAGCCUGCUUUGCAUGCAGAAGAGUUUAAUCCCUGAAAAGGGAUGUCUAGGAAGGAGGUUUGGGGAGACUCCCUGUCUACAACGCUGCCGAUCAGUGCAGACAGUAUUCAGCCAGAUCAGGGAGGUCCAACUUUUCAUACCAAUGGCAUAAUCCAAUAGUUUGAUCUGCCAGUCCACUCUGGUAGGGACCUUGUCGUCUCUCUGGGCAAGCAAAAUCCUUGCAGCUGUUGUGGCAUACAUAAACAGUCUUUUCUGUUCCUUCGGUAUCUCUGCACCUACAAUUCCUAACAAAAAGGCUUAUUUUAAAUCCCCCCCCCCCCAAUUCAUUAUAUAUUUCCCAGAAUUCCUUUAUUCCUUUACAAUUCCACCACAUGUGGUAAAGGUAAAGGUAAAGGGACCCCUGACUGUUAGGUCCAGUCGUGGUCGACUCUGGGGUUGCAGCGCUCAUCUCGCUUUACUGGCUGAGGGAGCCGGCGUACAGCUUCCGGGUCAUGUGGCCAGCAUGACUAAGCCGCUUCUGGCGAACCAGAGCAGCGCACAGAAACGCCGUUUACCUUCCCGCUGGAGCGGUACCUAUUUAUCUACUUGCACUUGAUGUGCUUUCGAACUGCUGGGUUGGCAGGAGCAGGGACCGAGCAACGGGAGCUCAUUAUAUAUUCCCCAGAAUUCCUUUAUUUCUUUACAAUUCCACCACAAGUGGUAAAAGGUGCCACCCAAAUCUUUUAAGUGCUUAGGGCCUCUGAAGGUCUUGAUCCAGCCCUGCGCGAGGCUCUGGCAGGCUCCCCGAGCCCCUCCACCUCCUUCCCAAAACUGGGAAAGCACUAACCGGGCUUUGGGAAGGAGUUGGGAGGACUCUUGGACCCUGCCAGAGCCAUCACACCAUCUUCCCAAAGCCCAGCACCUCACUUACCUGGUUUGGGGGAAGGGCUGCAGGGGUGGGGGAGGCCAAAAAAGGCCUCAGGGGCCACAUUGAGUGAGAGGACCCAAUGACCUGGCCCUACGGUGCGUCACGAACGCCUUCUCAUUUUCUCUUUUCUUCUCCGUUUUGCUGCCCCCCACCAGCCUGCAAAAGGAAAGAGCAAGAUCAAGGCAAAGCCGACCGAAACCACGUCCCUAAGCGCCACCGCCUGGUCUUCACGGACAUCCAGCGCCGCACGCUCCACGCCAUCUUUCACGAGAACCAGCGCCCUUCCAAAGACCUUCAGAUCACCAUCGCCCAGCAGCUGGGCCUGGAGCUGUCCACCGUCAGCAAUUUCUUCAUGAACGCCCGGAGGCGCAGCCUGGACAAGUGGAUGGAGGAGGGCCGCUCCCCAUCCUCGGGGGGCCACGCCACCAACCCCUCCUCGGCCGUCACCUGCACCAAAGCGUAA